Molecule: messenger RNA, 966 nt
Organism: Aureobasidium melanogenum CBS 110374
Lineage: Eukaryota; Fungi; Ascomycota; Dothideomycetes; Dothideales; Saccotheciaceae
Product: kinase-like protein
Exons: 1
Biological process (GO): protein phosphorylation
Cellular component (GO): cytosol
Molecular function (GO): ATP binding; eukaryotic translation initiation factor 2alpha kinase activity
Source: RefSeq, a predicted model, not a curated record
AUGCUUUCGGAAGGCGCAAGAUUGAUUGGCGAGAGCGGCAAGAGCUAUCUAGCAGUUAGCCCGUUGGGCCAAAGCAAUGUCUGGACCGCUGUCGAACAGAGCAAGGAUCCGAAUAAACCACUCCAAGUGGUCGUCAUCAAGGAACCCGGUGAAGUCGACACACUACCAGGAUGGCCCAGCUUCCAAAACGAAAUGGUCAUGCAUGAAGUCUUCAAAGAUUCGCCAGCCAUCAGACAACAGGUUGACAGAAUUCCUCCUACCAAAACCGGUGGGCCGCCAAUGAUUGUCUUGGAAAUCACCGAAACCACCCUCUGGACUGCACGCACGAAACGGCCCAUGUCUCUGGCCGAAAUCAAGACUGUCGCCAAGGAUGUCCUCGUCGGUCUUCGAGAUGUACAUGCUGCCGGUCUGGUAUAUGCGGACCUCAAGCCUCAGAACAUCAUGAUCGAUGGUUUCAAUGCUGAGUCCGAAGAGAAGGACGAUCAUCUCAAAGCGAAGCUAGGUGACCUUGGUCUUGUCAUGGAACCCAUGAACGGCAAAGUCCAGCCCAUCACGUAUCGCGCCCCUGAAGUUUAUCUUAAAGGCGACAUCACCUCUCGAGUCGACGUAUGGGGCUGGGCACUCAUUUACUGUCAUUUGCUCGAAGCUCGCACACGCUUCUCCAAGACCGGUCUCUACGACGAUCUUGAAACCAAGACUGGAGCUAUGGGCGAAAGGGAGGAAGCUGUCAAGAAGGCUCUGAUGAAUGACUACAAGCUGCAAAACGACCCUGUAUACGGAAACGUCCCUCUGCCGCCAAAUGACCCAAGCAAACACAAGGGUGACCAAUGGGAACUUUUGCGCCAGCGUGGUUUGGAAGAUGGAGAAGUUGAUUUCCUCAGAUGGGUUUUGAAGGCCGAUCCCUAUCAGCGGCCGACUGUCAAUCAGAUUCUGGAAAGCGGAUGGCUAGACAAGACUGCAGAAGAA